Molecule: messenger RNA, 778 nt
Organism: Aethalodelphis obliquidens (Pacific white-sided dolphin)
Lineage: Eukaryota; Metazoa; Chordata; Mammalia; Artiodactyla; Delphinidae
Product: translation initiation factor IF-2-like
Exons: 4
Coding region: 1-708 (235 amino acids)
Source: RefSeq, a predicted model, not a curated record
AUGGGCCAGAGUCAAAGACGCGGCGGGCGUCGCGACCACAGGCUCCCAGCGGCAGCGGGAAACGGGUCCUACCGGCAGCCGGAGGCCGGGAGGAAGGAGGAGAAAGCGCAGGCCCGGCCCCUCCGCCGAGCGGAAUGCACGUCGGCGGCAGCGGCGGCGGCGGCGGCUGCGGCGGCGGCAGCGGAACAGGCGGGCCGGGCGCCGGGCUGCACCUGCGCGCAAGCCGCGCGCCCCACCCCGCUCCGCCCCGCGCUCCCCCCAUCCCGUCCCGCCCAUUGGUUUGGCCGCGGGAGGCGGGAGAGGGUGGGAGGAGUCGCGCGGCGCCCGAGCUGGCGGGAGCUGGAAAACCAUCCUUGCAGGCCUGAGCCGGUCACGCAGGAGCGCGCGUCUUCCGCCAUCCCUACACGUGGGGCUUCUCGGCCCCGGAUCUCCGCUUCCUUACCGGUGCGCGCCCCGUGUUUCUCGCACACGCUCGCUUGCCGCCUUCCAGCCCCACACUUCACCCGCCGCUUCACCUCGAAGCACCCUCGGCCUGACCGCCCGCGCGGAGGCGGGUCGCCUGAGGUCUGGCGAUCAGCCGCGCCAGCCCCGCUUGGCCGCCAGCUGAGUCCUCGGGGACCACGGCCCCAGCUCGCCUCCUUUUCCUAUAACGCUCUUCAGUCAAUCCAGAUGUUUACAGGAAAUACAGUGGGUGGGAGGACAAGUUGAAUUACACUAUGAAGGAACAGUUAUCCAAAUCCAGAAGAGCACAGGCUCCGGAUGCGCAGGCUCAGCGGCC